AUGUCCACAAGACGAAGGCAACAAGUCUACCGCUUAUGGAUUAUGGAUAUACCAGAGCUCCACGUACACAUCAACCGCGACAGGGCCCAAGAUUGGUUCACAUGGGCUAAUCAUCUAGAAGAAGGGACAUCUUUUUUUGUUCAUGCCAUGGCCCAAGCAGUAUGGCAGGUAUACGAAGACGAAUCUUUUUCGACCACUGUUGGUCCACGUGUAUCCAUUUUGCAGUUUCUCAAAGGAUUGAGCCUGGGUGACCGCCUGCGUGAAAAUCUUACCCGUGUCAUUGAUUCACGUCAGAAAUGGGCCUCCUCUAAGGACGUACUCGAAACCCUCACGCUCGAGUUGUCGACUGAUCAGUGGCUAUGGCAGCAAAUGCACGAUGAACCCAUCCAUAGCAGCUUGUCUGUAGCUGUUCUGUCGCGAUACAAGCCGUUGUAUCAGGCGCAGUUAAACGGGAGAGAGGUAUUUCUUUGGAAAAAUCGGUCGCUUGCUCUUCAUUGGGCAAGCCCUUUGGGAGUCAACUAUAAAUUCGUACUGCGCGCUCCUAAAUCCAGUCAAAACGAGACCUUCCUCGAGCAACCCCUCGUUCGUAAACACCCUCGAAUUAGCAUCGUCAGAGCAUGGACUCGUGACCUUCUGCACACCCACAAAACAUCUCAGAUGAUGAAGAACCUGGCACAUCUCUGUCGGAUCUCGGAGAAGAAGAAGAUCCAGGCUCGAGACCGUGAAAGGAUUCAGAGAGAAGGGAAGGAUGUCAAGAUUGCGGGUACGGAGUUUCGAAUACAACUUUUAUGGCCAAGGAGCGCACACCCAUCAUGUUAA
Aspergillus fischeri NRRL 181 is the source of this 819-nucleotide messenger RNA. RefSeq lists its product as uncharacterized. The transcript is spliced from 2 exons. The coding region runs from base 1 to 819 and encodes 272 amino acids. The record is from RefSeq and is a predicted model, not a curated record. Lineage: Eukaryota; Fungi; Ascomycota; Eurotiomycetes; Eurotiales; Aspergillaceae.